GCGAUGGCCAAUAUGUCCAGCUAUCUAACAUUCAACAGGCUCCAACCCCUUCUCUCAAUAAUGCAGGAAUUGCCCACAUGAGUUCAGCCCUGUGGCCAUUAGUUAAACACGUGCAAAAUUCAAACCUCCCAACCAUCCCUGGGGGAACCACAAAUUUACAUGCUUUAGUCUAUUCAAAACAGGUGAAGAUGUUUGACGAGAAAGUGUGGUUUCAAACACAGUACAGCUGUUUACCGAAUCCUGAAUUGUAGAACAAGCUAGAGUUGUAGCAAUGGCACGGGGCCGCACAGGGUGUUGCUUGCACAGCUCUCUCAGGAUAGUCAACUUCAUAGUGAAUGUCUUUGGGGUUGGAAUGAUAGUAUACUCACUCUGGCUCCUCAAGAUGUGGAAGGAAGGGAUUGCUGAGCUGCCGUCUACGUCUUCUCUUCCACACCCAUGGUUCAUCUACACAUGUUUAGGUGUGGGAAUUGUUGUCUGCCUGAGCACACUCUCUGGCCACAUGGUUGCCAACUGUAUCAGUAAUUCUACCCUAUGCUUCUAUAUUGUUUCCAUAUGCUCCCUUCUUUUCAUCCAAAUCGGAGUGAUUGUCACAAUUUUCUUCAAGAUGGACUGGGAAUCACAACUUACCAAGUACAUUGAUGAGCACCACGAAAAAUUUCAGAGCUUCAUUAUCUUCCACCUGAAAAUGUGUCGCUUGAUUGUGCUAUUGGUCGUGGUGGCACAGGAGAACUGGUUGCUGUUAACAGCAGAUUAUUCACAGAUUGAACUUUGCCUGAUGGCUCACUUCUCAAAUGACUCAUCACUGAUUGAACUCCUUAGUAAGCCGCAUGGUGUUGUCUUUAUCAUGAUUGCAGCGAGAUGGACUGGGAAGCUGGAAUAUACUGUUAGCUCUCAUGAACGAGAUCAGACCAAAAGGUUGGUCUAUGGCAUUCUCUAUGGAAUGGGUACAAAUACCCUUGCAGAACAAUUGGACUGCACGUCUGAUGAAGCUGCAGAAAAAAUUCAAAGCUUUAAAAGUUCUUUCCCUGGUGUUGCUGCCUGGCUUUGUGAAACAAUUGCAUCUUGUCGUCAAAAGGGAUAUGUGAUGACUCUUAGAGGAAGGAAACGCUUCUUGUCAAAAAUAAAACUUGGAAAUAGUAAAGAGAAAUCAAAAGCGCAGAGACAAGCUGUGAAUUCGAUUUGUCAGGGAUCUGCCGCCAACUUAAUCAAGAUUGCAAUGAUAAACAUUGACUCUGUGAUUGUUGAAGGAGUUGAGAUGCCUAAUCCAAGCUCUGCACUUGCAGCAAAAUUUCAAAUGCUUAAGAACCGAUGCCGAAUUCUUUUACAGCUACCUGACGAGCUAGUACUAGAAGUUGAUCCUUCUGUAAUAAAGCAAGCUGGAUCAUUGCUACAAUGCCUUUGCAUGUAAAACUGAAGGUUGGGAGAACAUGGGGCUCUUUGGAGCCUUUCCAGUCUGAAGAAUGUAAGUAGAUUAUGAAGAAAUCACCUUGGAAAGCAAAGAUGUCUGGCCAUCAGACUGAUUGGUUCUUCUUCAUCUUUAAUAUGAGGUCUUAAAGGCGAAGAUCUCUGGCUGUCAUUGGUUCUACUUCAUCUUUAUUAUGAGGUCUUAAAGGGGAUGAUUUUCCAGUGCUUUUAAGUACACCUAUGCAUGUGGCAAUGCCAUUCUAAUUAUUCAGGUUAAGUGACAUUCUACCUUUGAAAAGAGGAGGGUCGUGUUAGGGGAUUGAUUACAAGUGGUUGCUUGAAUUGUGAUCUGAAACAAGGUUUGCCUUCAGCUGACAUCCACGAGGGAUAUGAAAAAGGAAAAUGGGUAGGUUUGGAACGAGCUGGUGGCUCAUCUCAAGUUGUCUAUCCAAUGAGCCAAUGAAAUGCAACAUCUUGUUUUAUUCAAUUGGAUAAUUACAGCUUCAACCUUUUUAUUAAUGGAAUUAUAGAAUAAAUCAUGCGUUUAGCCUCCAAGCUUGAGUUUGGUAAUAUAAUGAACAGUUAGGCGUAGUGUUGUAGUUCUAGUGAUGUUUUCUAAUGCUUCAAUUGCUGAUUGGUUUCGAAGUUUAUUUUUGUUAUGAAAAUAAGUUAUAUGAAAAGGACUUGCUCUACUUGGCAAGUUUGCUUUAUCAGAAAGGAUAUAACAAUGUCUCCAAGUUUUGUUGGUGUCAUUUAAUGAAGUUUGGCGUCUCCUAGAGAGCAACCUGUAGAGUCAUAUCAUCUUGGAUUGUUUUGAAAUCUUGCAUCUCAUGCAGCAGUCAUUAUGGGAUGAAUCUGGUGCUAUGGUUGUGUUUGAUGGAAGCAUCCAGUUGUUUGCCUCUUGGGAAUAGUUUUCAGUUUCAUCUUCUAGUGGCAGAGUUACUUUCAGACUGUGAAUGGAGCGGGAAGACUUCAGAUGGUUCUAUGCUAUGGGAAACUUACAUGGCUGAAAAGAUUUUAGUGUUUUGGGGAUAAUAAGUGAAGACUAUGCAGGGGACUUUGGUAAUAUAAGACUUGCAACAGUUUUUGUGUUUACUGUUGUGGGAAGCUCUUGUUGGAAGCUUAGGGCAAAGUCUUCAAGUAUUGCAUCUACAACUGUAUCGGGGUUGAUAGUUGAAACUGAAGCUGCCGUCAACAAGUUCAAGCUGCGUAGUUUGGACUUGGUGCAUGUCUCCAAGUGCUAGAAGGGAUACAGUCCCAACCGAGCAUUCUAAGUUUAAGGUAGAACAGUUAGAUAUGUUUUCGGGUUCUCCUAAGGGGCGUAUAAUCGCCAAGGUGGAGAUUGUUGUUUAUGGCAUGACUCUUAUAUUUCGGGAGUUUAUAAACAAAGGGAAAAACAUAUGGAUGUCUUCUUGGUGCAGGGCAGCAGCAUAGACUCGUUGACGAGUGCCUUGUUCUCAUCGACGAGUAGUCGCUGGGCUGCGAGAAAAUAUUUGAAUUUUGAAUGUAAACGGUGUGACGGUUGGGGAUUCGAGGGAAAGCCUCCGAGGGGUUAUUAAAUAUGUCUUUUUGGGCAUGUUUAAGAGAGGGUGAGAGAAGGAGAGAAGAUCAUUGUAUUGUGAGACUUUGAUUUUCGUAGUGAAUCUCUUGCCGAUUGCUCUCGUGGAUGUAGGCUUUGCUGAACCAUGUAAUUUUUGGUGUCAUUGCACUUAUCUUUACUCUCUUUAUCUUGCUAUGGUUGUAGAAUGUUUCUGUUUAUCACCAUUUUGUUUGUUACAAGUAUGUAUGUGUGAUCCUUUAUACAAUGUUCAUUCUGCUGCGCAUUGUUGGGAGGCCACCCUUAUUUUCACAACAAUAAGUUUUUUCAAUAAAUUUUGAUGCAGCUUGUGAAA
Malania oleifera is the source of this 3296-nucleotide messenger RNA. RefSeq names its product helicase and polymerase-containing protein TEBICHI-like. Gene Ontology annotation, biological process: DNA-templated DNA replication; double-strand break repair. The record is from RefSeq and is a predicted model, not a curated record. Gene Ontology annotation, cellular component: membrane. NCBI's taxonomy places the organism in Eukaryota, Viridiplantae, Streptophyta, Magnoliopsida, Santalales, Ximeniaceae. Bases 272 to 1408 code for a protein of 378 amino acids. Gene Ontology annotation, molecular function: DNA binding; DNA-directed DNA polymerase activity. The transcript is spliced from 9 exons.